Aspergillus steynii IBT 23096 is the source of this 1173-nucleotide messenger RNA. RefSeq names its product NAD(P)-dependent oxidoreductase. The transcript has 4 exons. Bases 235 to 1173 code for a protein of 312 amino acids. Lineage: Eukaryota; Fungi; Ascomycota; Eurotiomycetes; Eurotiales; Aspergillaceae. The record is from RefSeq and is a predicted model, not a curated record. Gene Ontology annotation, molecular function: oxidoreductase activity, acting on the CH-OH group of donors, NAD or NADP as acceptor; NADP binding; NAD binding.
GUCACCACCACCACGGUGGAUCGGGAAUGUGGAGCUCCACCGUGGACGUAAUACUAUAGAUAAGCAGGUUGUCCUCACGAGCAAUACUAAAAGAAAAAGGGCUCUUAUACUGCGUGUAAUUGUCCACCUCAGACUUCGCAAACAACUGAACAGCGCGGAGAAGGAAAAUGGCAGGACCGCAGAUUGGAUGGUAAUUCCCUGCCGCGCGAUGUGAGGAUAGGGCUGACAUUGCCAAUGCUCAGGAUCGGCCUUGGGUCUAUGGGCUUGAAUAUGUCAUUGAACUUGCAAAAUCACCUCUCAAAAACAGGUGGCCUCCCAUUGGUGUUCACGAAUCGAACAUUAUCCAGAGGGGCGCCUUUGGAGGCAAUAGGGGGCAAGUCUAUGGCGACCGUCGGGCAGGUGGUUCAAGCCUCGGAUAUUAUAUUUUCUUGUCUUAGCAACGACGAAGCCCUCACCGAAACGAUAAACACCGCUAUCGCAUCUGGCCCAACAGAAGGCAAGACAUUCGUUGACUGCUCAACAGUCCACCCAGAAACAACAAUCAGACUAGCAGAAACAGUAUCCAACACAAAAGCAACAUACGUCGCAGCCCCCGUAUUCGGAGCCUCGACCGCCGCCGCAGCCGGCCAGCUCAUAUUUGUCACGGCAGGACCGGCGUCCUCAAAGCAGAAGAUAACCCCUUACAUGACCGGCGUGAUGGGUCGCUCAAUCAUAGACCUUGGCGAGAGCCAGGAAAAAGCUAGUUUAAUGAAAAUCACGGGAAAUAUAAUCGUCGUUGGGCUUAUGGAAGUACUCUCGGAGGCGCACGUCUUCGCCGAAAAGACUGGCCUGGGCAGUGAGAUUUUGGAGGCCAUGAUCCGCGACAUGUUUGGGCCUGUCGCGGCCUCCUAUUCGGCGCGGAUCACCUCGGGGGCGUAUGCGCCGGCGCCCGGGGAGAAAGCCGGGUUCGAUGUGGCGCUGGCGAUCAAAGAUACGAGGCAUGCGCUUGCGUGUGCCGAGGGUGUCGGCGUCAAACUGGAUGUCGCCGAGGCGGCCUCUGGGCAUUUGCAGCUCGCCAAGGAAACGCAGGGUCAGAGGGCAUUGGAUAGUUCGUCCAUGUAUGGCGCUAUUAGGGUCUUGUCGGGGUUGGAUUUCUUGUCAGAUGUGAUCAAGAAGAGGGACACAAAAUCGUAG